Messenger RNA from Psammomys obesus (fat sand rat), 733 nucleotides. It is a transcript of the gene Dynlt4, whose product is annotated as dynein light chain Tctex-type 4. Gene Ontology annotation, biological process: microtubule-based movement. The record is from RefSeq and is a predicted model, not a curated record. Lineage: Eukaryota; Metazoa; Chordata; Mammalia; Rodentia; Muridae. Gene Ontology annotation, cellular component: cytoplasmic dynein complex; cytoplasm. Gene Ontology annotation, molecular function: dynein intermediate chain binding. The coding region runs from base 69 to 728 and encodes 219 amino acids. The transcript is spliced from 2 exons.
UGUCAGGCCAGCUCGGUGAAGACUGUGGGGCCAGCAGAGCUUGGAGGCCAAAGGCUGCAGACAGGUCCAUGGCUUGCAAGACUCUACCAUCCGGGCGCCAGGAGGAGGACACUACCAAAGACCUGGCUCUGAAAUUACCACCAGGGAAGUCUGGAAGUCACCUGGCCAGCAUUGAUGAGACCCGGCCUAUAGGUCCAGGCCCAGCCUCCCGUCGUGGCUCCCUGCUGAGCAUACACCCAUCCUUCUCACGCCGCAACUCACUGGCCGGACCCUUAGCGGGUCCUGGAGGUCGGCGACCAUCCCUGGGCCCAAUGCCCCCUCUAGGUUCACGAGUUAGCUUUUCUGGGCUGCCCCUGGUGCCUGCCCGUAGGAUGGCACCGUCAUACCGCACAGAACCGGCGCCAGGAGAGCGCUGGGAAGCUGCCAGAGCCCAGAGUGUCCUGGAGGCGGCACUGGAUGCCGAGCUGAGGGACGUGCGCUACUCCGGUACCGAGGCCGGGAAAGCGGCCCAGGCGCUGUGUGAACAGAUACGCCUACGGGUGCGGGAGCUCAACCUGCCACGCUACAAACUGGUGUGCAAUGUGGUGUUGGGGCCUCGCGAGGGGCAGGGCGUGCACGUGGUCAGCCGCGCCCUCUGGGACGCGCUACACGACGGACUGGCUUCUGCCACUUUCACCAACACGUCACUGUUCGCCGUGGCCACCGUGCACGCGGUUUACUGGGAAUGAUGAGA